Messenger RNA from Maudiozyma barnettii, 1545 nucleotides. RefSeq names its product Ids2p (gene IDS2). Bases 1 to 1545 code for a protein of 514 amino acids. The record is from RefSeq and is a predicted model, not a curated record. NCBI's taxonomy places the organism in Eukaryota, Fungi, Ascomycota, Saccharomycetes, Saccharomycetales, Saccharomycetaceae. The transcript has a single exon.
AUGCAGAAUAAUCCUUUACAAGACGAUUUAACAGGAGAUCUGGCGGCCGCAGUGAGAAGAUCAUGGUCUGAAUCUCAAAACACAGCAAGAAGACAAGGAGGCGGUCCUUCGUAUACAGCGGAUCCUGGACAUUCACCGAUAGGUACUCCUGUGCCUGAACCCUUUGAAGACGUUUCUAUUCAUAAAUUCAACUCGACUUACCCUCAAUCGAAUUCGAGUUCUUUAAGUGAAAGUGGGAAUGCCCCACAUUUUAAACAGCCAAAAUUACCAUUGCAGCAACAAAAUCAACCUAUAAUCAUAAAUGAAGCUACAGGGCAUCAUGCUUUUGAUCAGUUUUAUCAUAAUCACCAUACCAAUGGCAACAAUAACACUAAAGAUAAUAAAAAUGGUAAAGAGCCAGAUUAUCAGUUAUUUAAACAUCAUUACUCCAUUUCAGAGGAUCAUCGAGAUUCAGUAGUCGAGAUUUUGAAUGGUUUAGAAUUAGAGUCUCCCGAACCUGAAACAAUGCAACAUAGUGCAUCUCCAAGAUUACCUGAACAACAUCCGAUACAUGGAACUAUACCUCGAGAACAUCGUACAUCUGUAUCGAAACAAUCGACCACAACUAGAAGGGGAUCUAUGCAAGAUGUUCAGUGGGUCAGACAAUUACUGAAUCCAAGAAGUUCGUUCUCUGGUAGAUCUGUAAAUGAGCCACCAGCAAAUGGUAACUCUACCGCCUCCAAUAGUGUUAAAAAUAAUAACACGGGAUCCUGUUCAGGCAGUGUAUCUUAUGAUUUUCCAACAGACAAUAAAUGUUGGGUUACGAUUUUAGCAGAUGAUUCAAUUGAGGCAGUGAAAUCAGUGGUCGUACUUAGUGAAUCUGUACGUCUUUCGGGUUCAAUAUAUCCAUUAUAUGUGGUUCAUGAUAAUCAAAUUAAUAUGUCAAGACUUAAUAAUUACAAUGUUGCAUCUAUCCCUAUAUCAUUAGAACAUUUCAUUAAAACAUCGAAUGAAUCACCUCACAACAAUUGGUUGAUUUUAUCUCUAUUUAUUAACUUAGUGGAUCAUUUCGAUGUUGUCUGUUAUAUAUCUCCAACAUGUAUGUUGGUAGACAAUAUUGAUGAAAUAUUAACCAGUGAUGCCGUUUGCGAUGAGAUAGAUAAUGAAACAUGUGUCCUCUUAACGAAUGACGUCAUUGAUAAUAAGGAGGAACCGCAAUUAAUGAUUUUAAAACCAAAUCAAGAGGUAAGUAUGUGUAUUAAAGAAUAUUUCACAAUGUAUGGAGAUGGGAACGAUAAUAAAUUGGAAAGAUUACAAACAAUGAAUGAUUUCGAUGUAUUGAAGGAACUAUUUCAUGAUACAUGGGGCCACAUCUCUUCUAAUGGAUAUGUUUCUGUGUUACAUGAAGAUAUAUACCUUGCAACUGCAAAUCAAUCGUUUUCAAAAAUAACUGAUUUUAAAUAUCUACAACCUUGGAAUAACAAAAUCACUAAAGAUAAUGGUGAUAGUACGUUGUGUGGAAGAUGGCGUAAGUUAUGGACAGAUUUCUGUCAAAAUGUUACUUAA